CAGGGCAAGUCACAAAGAACUAUGUAAAAGGCGGGGCGAGGAAUCAGCUUCCCCUGACAGUACACAGGGAGAAGGGACUGCUGCAAGUACUGUUUUAUUUUAAUGUGGACGUACAUAUGCAUAUCCAGUAAUCUUCCAUAUUUGCAGACGAGCUCAACUGACAGAAGCAGGAAGCGAAGACAAUGGCCUUUAGUAUAACCUUUGCUUGAUCUCCUGAUGGUGGGUUACAGUUCCUGAUCUUGAACAAAACUCCUGACCUCGAUGUUACAGCCCAGAUGGAACGUGCAGAGAUCCUGUUGGCUCGAAUAAACACUUCCUUACUGGAUGAAAAUCUGCAAGACCUCUUCUGUCUCCUUCAAGAUGAAUACCAUAGAUCAUGGCCUAAUCUUACCCUAGCUUUGUGUCAAUAAAUGUAUCACUGGACUGUGCCUACAAUCAGCAUCAUUUUAAUUUUCAGCUAUGCUAUUCCUGGGUGGUGUAACGGAAUCCGGAGGCGAUGGAUGGCAAUUGGAGACGAUCUGAAACAUGUCUAUGAUAUUCUUCAGAAAAGUAAAUACUGGAACUAUCAUAAAGGAUUAAAGCUUUACACUGCUAGUGCAUCCCGUGCUGAUACAUGUAGAAAAUCAAUUCUGCAUUGCUAUGUUCAGGAACUUAAAGCAGUUGUAGAAGAAGUUACUCUAAUAGGAGAUGAGGAUGCAGCCGAGGAGAUAACUCAAAAAAUCUAUAAUAUUGAAACCAAUGGGAAUAUUACUUUUAUGGAGGAAGAUAGCUGCAAAACUUGUGAAGAGUAUGAAGAAAAGGAUUUGGAAGAGUUUAUAAAAGGCUUUGAAACGCUUACUCAACAAAUGCUCUCUCUAUUGCUGCGUACACACGAUAGGUCCAAAAAAACAGCAACCAUGAUGACUUGACCAAGGAAAUGGAGAGCAUAUGAUAUAGAAGUAUACCAAUUUAGCAGUCCAGUUUAUCCUUGCAAUUGUCAGCAGAAAAUGCAAUCCAUCCAAUCCAGGCACAAAUGAGUAUGACUGACUUUGAUAAUGACCGCUCGCAAAACUACUCAAUAAUGAUAGAUGACAUGUUCUAACAUAGGAAGGUGUUAUGACAUAACAAACAUGCUCUGAUACAUUGAUGUAGAAUUGCAUACACGGUCACUGCAUUUUAAUACCUAAAGAUGUAUGAUAUUUGUAUUUAUUUAUUUUGCAAAUACACACUGUAUAAAAUAAACACAGAUAAUUUUA
Molecule: messenger RNA, 1235 nt
Organism: Rana temporaria (common frog)
Lineage: Eukaryota; Metazoa; Chordata; Amphibia; Anura; Ranidae
Product: interleukin-15-like
Exons: 8
Coding region: 411-908 (165 amino acids)
Biological process (GO): positive regulation of T cell proliferation; neutrophil activation; immune response
Cellular component (GO): extracellular region
Molecular function (GO): cytokine receptor binding; cytokine activity
Source: RefSeq, a predicted model, not a curated record